AUGAAGUUCACUAUCAUUUGUCUCGCUCUUAUCGGAGCUGCAUCGGCUGGAUUCAGUGCUGAAGGGCAAGCUGCUAUUGUGAAAGCUCACAAUGACUUGAGAUCUGCAAUUGCUAAAGGAGACUACGUGGCCAAAGGGACUCAUCAGCCAGCUGCCAGUGACAUGUUGAAAAUGAGUUGGGAUGACACCAUUGCUGAGUCUGCUCAAGGAUUCGCGGAGAACUGCCCAGACGAUCACUCAAAGAAUGAGUACGGAGAGAAUCUCUACUGGGGGUGGACUUCGGAAGAAGUUGGAAAUUUGGACCCUUAUGGAGUCGAGGCUUCCAAAUCUUGGGAGAAGGAGUUCCAAGACUAUGGAUGGUUGACCAGAACUCUUGACCAAGCAACCUACGAUUCUGGAAUCGGGCACGCUACACAAAUGGUUUGGUCGAAGACAAACUUGAUUGGAUGCGGAGCGAAAAUGUGUGGAGUUGACCCGAAAAAUGGAAUGAACAAGGUCACAGUUGUCUGCCAGUACAAGACAAAGGGAAACAUGAUUGAUGAUAAGAUCUACGCAGAAGGUGAGACUUGCUCGGCCUGCCCAUCUUCAUCUUCUUGUGAGACCGGAUCGGGACUCUGUGCUUAA
This is a messenger RNA of Caenorhabditis remanei, 624 nucleotides long. RefSeq lists its product as uncharacterized. The record is from RefSeq and is a predicted model, not a curated record. The coding region runs from base 1 to 624 and encodes 207 amino acids. Lineage: Eukaryota; Metazoa; Nematoda; Chromadorea; Rhabditida; Rhabditidae. The transcript is spliced from 3 exons.